GAAUUAUUAUUAUUUUUUUAAUAUUAUGCAACAUAGAUCAAUCAAACGUUUCGGCAAUCAGCCUUCAGUGAAUCGAUGAAUAAAAACUGUUAUGUUAAAGUGUGAUCUGCGCAGAGUUUUGUAGUCAGUAAAUAGCAAUUUAAAAAUUUAUUAGCGUCCUUCAAAUUGAUUCUAAAAAAAUCACAUCGUUGCGCAAAAGCCAUUUAUACCAGUAAUAUACGGCCCUCAGUCUAAACGGAGAGUAAGUUAGUUCCAGCUGUUGGAUUAUCAGUUAGUGUGAUGGAGGGGCGGAGUCAUCAGGGACAAGUGAAAGUGAAACUGAAGCAGGAUUGUUCUCCUUUCGAUCUCUACGAACUCUCCUAUCAACAUUUUGUUAAUAUCAUAAUCUAUAAAAUAUCAAUAAUUUAUUCAGACACUCUUGUGAACACGGCAAUGUUCAGUUAAAGUGUCUGUGUCUCCUCAGAGAUGAAGUUCAUUUGUUUGACUCUCCUGCUUGUUAGGGCAAUAACAGAUUCAAGAUCAGAGCAGUAUGAAGUAGUGGGACCUGCAGAUCCUGUUCUUGCUGUAGCUGGUGAAGAUGUGAUUCUGCCCUGUUCAGUCAAACCCAACAUCAGUGCUGUGGACAUGAGAGUGGAGUGGUUUAGACUCGAUCUGAAAGACUCACAACUAGUGCAUCUCUAUGAGGAUCAUGAAGACAGAAACACAGAUCAGAUUCAGUCCUACAGAGGGAGAACAAAACUAAAUCCUCAAGAACUACAGAGAGGAAACGCUUCACUCAAACUCUCAUCAAUCCGAGUCUCUGAUGAAGGACAUUAUAAGUGUUUUAUUCAGUCCAAAUCCUGGUAUGAUGAUGCCACUGUUGAUGUCAAAGUUGAAGCUGUAGGAAGUCCUCCAGUGAUCACUGUAGAUGGGUUUGAUCGUUCAGGAGGGCUUCAUCUACUGUGUGAAUCUGAAGGUUGGUAUCCUGAACCUGAUCUUGAGUGGCUGGACAGUGAAGGAGUCAGUUUGAGUUCAGGAACUACAGAGACACACAGAAACACAGAAGGAUUCAGCCUGAAACACACCGUCACUGUAUAUCACACUGGCAAGAUUCACUGCAGAGUCAAAAUGAAGCAUCACAUGUUGGAGACACUGAUCGACACCUCAAAUAAUAGGUUUAUUUCUUGGAGGACAUCAGUCAUCAUGAGUUCAGUUUUUGUUGUGCUCAGCGUGAUUGCUGGAUUACUGAUCGCUGCGUUUGCUCAUAAACACAGAGAACACAUUCAACUACGGGAUGAGAAGAACAGAAUACAAGAUGAGAAGAACAGAGUUGAGAUUGAGAAGAACAGAAUUGAGAAUGAUAAGACCAUAAUACAAGAUGAGAAGAACAGAAUUGAGAAUGAGAAGAACAACAUUGAGAAUGAGAUGGACAGAAUACAACAUGAAUUUUCUUUAGAACGUGAUCAACUUUUACGAAGUCUGAAGACGAUUAUAACACAAGCUCUCACUCAUUUAAGAAGAUACAGAGUGAAUGUGAUUCUGGAUGCUGAUUCAGCUCAUCCUCAACUCGUCGUGUCUCACGGUGGGAAACAAGUGAGAGAUGGACAGAGAUGGAAAGGAGUGGAUGGGAAAGACAGGUUUAGUAAUUAUCUUGUUGUUCUUGGGAAGAACGGAUUCUCCUCAGGGAGUUUUUACUUCGAGGUUCAGGUGAAGAAUCAGACUAUGUGGGAUUUAGGAGUGGCCAGAGAAUCCUGUAACAGGAAGAGCUGGAUCAGUCUGAGUCCUGAGUAUGGAUACUGGACUGUGAGUCUGAGUGAUGGGAUGUAUUGGGCUCGUGAUUCUCCACCUGUCCUUCUUCCUCUGACAGUGAAUCCUCAGAGGGUCGGGGUGUUUGUGGAUUAUGAGAAGGGUCUCGUCUCUUUUUAUGAGGUGGAGUCCAUGUCUCAUAUCUACUCUUUCACUGAUCAGUCUUUCACUGGGAAACUCUAUCCAUUUGUUUGUUUGGGGUAUAAGAGGAAUGAAAACUCCACACCACUGAUCAUCUGUGAUUAAUGAGAUCAGUGAAUGAAUUUACAUGAUCAGGUGAAAUAAAAGGAAACACAAUAAAAAGUGUAACAGCAAUAAAUAUUAAAUAUUAUUUACACUGUCAGUCAGAAAUGUGAACACAAAAGAGUGUCACGUGUUCACCAUCACUCAGUGUUCACAGUCACAUGAUCACUGAUCAUCAGCGCCUCUUCAUCUCCUCUAUAAGAUCACACACCUCACAGUCACAUGAUCACCGAUCAUCAGCGCCUCUUCAUCUCCUCUAUAAGAUCACACUCCUCACAGUCACAUGAUCACCGAUCAUCAGCGCCUCUUCAUCUCCUCUAUAAGAUCACACUCCUCACAGUCACUCUUCCUCUGGCUCGACUGUGGAUUCAGACUGUUACCUGUGAUGAAACUCACCUGAAUGAUUGUCACCUGUGAUUACCUGUGAUACUCAAUGAUGUUCCUGUGACACUCCAGAGAUCUUCUUGUGAUUUUUUCCAAUUUUCUUGCGUUCUCCAACUUGCUUGAGUCUGGUUUGUCCUGACAGGGUCAUUUUAUGUUUCCUGUGAUCUUAAAAACAUUUUGAUUUAAAGACUUCUGCUUAAAUGACUGAAAUAACUUUUGUGAAUAAAUAUAAAUUAUGUUUAAAUAUUCAUGUGAAUUUCUUAACAAGAUAAAGGCUUUACUUGAUCAUGAAUAAUGUUUAGAUCUGGAGCAGAUGAUGAAUGAAGAGCAUCAUGAAGUGAUCGUACAGUAACUGUUCCUCCUUCAACAAACUCAAAUAUAAGACAUUUUCAUUUGUGUAACAUGUUUUGCUCACUGCAUCAUUCCCACAAUGCCAUUUGUGUUAUUUCAUAGUUUUCAUGACUUUACUAAUAUGUGGAUAUAAAGAAUCAGUUUGUGUCCAAACUUUGAUGAGAUUCUGGAAACAGAUGAAUAUGAGUUUAAGUUUAUUCAUGCAGUAAUAUAUUCAUAAGUGUUCAUUUACAUAUAUUCUUUAUUUUCAUUUUUUAUUAUUAAUUUAAUAUUAUUUGAUUUUGUCUUAAGGAAAUAGUUCACCAAAAAGAAAAUUUCUUUCCAACCCUGUUUGUAUUUUUCUAUGAAUCAAAAUGUUGAUGUUUUCAGUCUUUGUGUUUCUCACAGUUGAUUUUUACUGUCAAACUCUCAUCAGGACUAAAUGAGUAUCUUUGUGUUCUGAGACGAUUAUAUACAAGGAAACAUUUACAGCCCUGAGGAAUGCUGGAUAACAGGUUUGAAUGAAAGAUUUAGCCUGUUCCAGUGAGAUCUGAGUGCUUUAAUGAACAACAAUUAAAAUCUACUGACAUCCUUCAAAUGUAUUAUAAAUAAUCACAUCACAUCCUCCACAGAAGAACCAGUCAAAGCCUGAAGACACUCGUCCACAAAGACAAUGAUAAAACUUUACUUGUAAAUAAAUAUGAAGAAACCCG
Ctenopharyngodon idella (grass carp) is the source of this 3455-nucleotide messenger RNA. RefSeq names its product butyrophilin subfamily 1 member A1-like. Bases 466 to 2031 code for a protein of 521 amino acids. The transcript is spliced from 10 exons. Lineage: Eukaryota; Metazoa; Chordata; Actinopteri; Cypriniformes; Xenocyprididae. Gene Ontology annotation, molecular function: protein binding. The record is from RefSeq and is a predicted model, not a curated record.